AUGCUCUAUCGACGUCGCAAUGCGCGAAAACAACGAACGAAACUUAAAGGCACAGAGGAAUGGUACCUGCAGCCACUCCGUCGAGCGCUCGUGAGCUUGACCUUAGUUGCUUUUGGAGUUAGCUUCGCCCUUCUUCUAGUCAAGUUUGAAUAUGAGCCUCAAAUGGAUUCGCUAACCGACACGGUGCUCCGCGACUUCGUCGACAACUUUAAUGUCAGCAACGAAAGCGCGAUAGCAACAAAUUCCUGUCAUGUCCGAUUCCAUAAUCCUCAGAUGUAUCUCUGCCAUAUCAUUCCAUGGGGAGCGAAUUUCGGCGACGAACUCGGACCAGCUGUAACCAAAGAGGUGCUACGUAAAAAAUACCCAAACUGCGGUGGUGUGGAUGACCUUCCCGUUUUGGACCUUAGCAAGCGAGAGAAAUACAACCAUUUUUUACCCGAGAUUUGUCUCUUCACCGUGGGGAGCGUCUUCUUUUUGGUACGUGAUAAUGACCACUUGUGGGGUACAGGAUCAAUUGAUGGGCAACGUCAAAUUUGUCAGAAUGAGGCCAAGAAUUUGACCGUCUACAGUGUCCGAGGGCCCAAGACAGCAAAUUUAGUAAAGCGCUGGUGUCGCGACAAGCUACAUACUCCCUUCAGAGGUAUUUCAGGCAUCUCACAGGAACUUGGUUUUGGCACAACGGGUGAUCCUGGGUUUUUGGUUGCGCAUUUGUUCGAAAAUGAGUUCAAAUAUGAUUCGGCUGCGGCUCCAUUAGACUACUGCGUGAUUCCACACUACUUCAAUCGUAAGAUUAACGACCUGAAAAGUGUUCCCAAAGAACAGAUACUCAGUGUCCAACAAAGCUGGCAAAGUAUGAUCAAAAAAAUGCUUCGUUGUAAAUUCAUCAUCUCAUCAUCGUUGCACGGGGUUAUACUGUCGGAAUCCUUCGGAAUUCCGGUUCGUUGGCUUUCGAGAAACAACCGUGUGGCUCCUUUCAAAUUUCACGACUACUUCGAAAGCUUUGGAUAUCGCAAUGCAACUGAAAUUGGAUCAGUGAGCACCGUUGAAGAAGGUGUUGCUAUGGGACCGCCAGCAGUUCUUACAGAAGCAGUCCGUCAGGAGCAGGUCUCUAGAAUCCUACAAACCUUUCCGUAUGCCCUGUUUACAGUAGCCGGCUCGGAUGCUACAAGCUGA
This is a messenger RNA of Phaeodactylum tricornutum CCAP 1055/1, 1173 nucleotides long. RefSeq lists its product with no specific name. The record is from RefSeq and is a predicted model, not a curated record. Bases 1 to 1173 code for a protein of 390 amino acids. Lineage: Eukaryota; Bacillariophyta; Bacillariophyceae; Surirellales; Neidiaceae. The transcript has a single exon.